Messenger RNA from Funneliformis geosporum, 153 nucleotides. Lineage: Eukaryota; Fungi; Glomeromycota; Glomeromycetes; Glomerales; Glomeraceae. The record is from the annotation of a GenBank genome assembly.
GUUGUAUUACAAAAGCAGCGGAGAAGUUUAUCCCUAUUCACCACUUUUCACAAUAUGCACGUGACCUGAGGCCUAAAACGCUUAAAAAAGUUUACCAGUCAAAAAAAGCUUUACAUUCUGGAAAUAUUUCACAAACCUGGGUCUCCUUGUAUG